This is a messenger RNA of Oryzias melastigma (Indian medaka), 1434 nucleotides long. RefSeq names its product zinc finger protein 568-like. The record is from RefSeq and is a predicted model, not a curated record. Lineage: Eukaryota; Metazoa; Chordata; Actinopteri; Beloniformes; Adrianichthyidae.
UUUUAAAGAGAUUGAGCAUUACUUUUGAAUUAUUUUGUGUGACGUUCCUAUCGUGACCCGGAAGUAAGCAGCACGUGGCCGCACUAGCAGGUUAGCUGUGCUAGCUUGUGUGGAGACGACGACGGUGGGUGUUUUGUUCGGACGUUUGUGAGAUUUCUACAGAGAUUUAGCCAUACGUGGUUCGGUUGGUGUCUGUUGGAGCUGAAGAUAUUUUACAGCUGCAGGAACCAUGUCUUCAGAACCUUUGGAAGAGUCUGUCAGAGAACAACUUUCUGCUGAUGAAGAAACCUUCAGAUUCCGAGAAGGAACCAUCGUCCAGAAUGACGAUGGUCAGCGCAGACUGCUGGAUAUCACCUGGAACCCGCAGCUUCAGCUCCACCUUCUAGUCCUCCCCCAGCAUUGGGUGACUGAAGAGGAAGAUCUCUGCAACCAGCAGGGGAACUUAAGAGAGGAACAAGAGGAUCUAAAACUUCCACAGACUAAAGAGGAACUGAAGGAACCAAAACCUCCGCAGAUAGAAAUGAAAAAGGAAGUGACAGAAACUCCAAAGAUUAAAGAGGAACAGCAAGAACAAGAACUUCCAAAGAUUAAAGAGGAACAGCAAGAACAAGAACUUCCACAGAUUAAAGAGGAACAGCAAGAACAAGAACUUCCACAGAUUAAAGAGGAACAGGAGAAAACAGAAUUUCUGCAGAUUAAAAAGAAGCUGGGAGAUACAGAAACUCCACAGAUUAAAGAGGAACAGGAUAAACCAGAACCUCCAUGGGUUAAAGAGGAGCAAGAACACAUCUGCAUCAGUCAGAAUGAAGAACAGCUUGAUCUAAAGCAGGAGAUUGAUACAUUGAUAAUGAUUCCUUCUUAUGAGGAAAAUGAUCACAGUGAAGCAGAUCUAAACAAACAGAAGAGCUUCAGUGUAACUGAGAGUCAGGAUGAAGAAGGAAACCAACAUGAAGAAUCAACAUCAACUACAGAUGACGAGACAGAGCCACAGAACAGAGAUCAGAGGAAGAAAAGAGACAGAAGUCAUGUCCAAAGUGUGGCCAGCUCUCACACGUCAGAAAGUCAGUGUGACUCUGAUGUUAGAAAAAAAUCCAAGAAGGAAACUUUAGUAGAGGAACACAAACAAUCUCCAAAAGAAACAAAACUUUCCUCUAUUAAGUCUGGUGAAAGACAAAUAAUUGCACACAAUGUGUCUGCCGACAUGAGAGCUGAGUCUGAUGGAAAACCUCAUGUGUGCAAAGAAUGUGGUAGAGGUUUUGUUUACUUGUCUAAUUUCAGAAAACACAUGUGUACUCGCACAAGAGAAAGAAUUUUUUGUUGUCCAGAAUGUGACAGAAAAUUUAAACGAACAUCUCAUCUUACAUCACACAUGAGAAUACACACAAGAGAGAAACCUUUUCGUUGUCAAGAAUGUGAUAAAAGUUUUAGUCGAAU